Messenger RNA from Coffea eugenioides, 1236 nucleotides. RefSeq lists its product as uncharacterized. The transcript has a single exon. Lineage: Eukaryota; Viridiplantae; Streptophyta; Magnoliopsida; Gentianales; Rubiaceae. The coding region runs from base 1 to 1236 and encodes 411 amino acids. The record is from RefSeq and is a predicted model, not a curated record.
AUGGAAGCCAGUGGCCGAGGUGGAGGCAGGGGCCGAGGCCGAGGCCGAGGAAAAGAUAGGGGACGGAGACCAGAACCCGAAAGGGUAGAAAAUGAAAAUGCGAACCACCAAACUGAUAACCAAGUAGCUACAGCCAUACAACGGAUGGCAGAUUUGCUGGCACAAAUGAUGGACCAACAGGGUCAGGGUCAUGGGAAUGAUGCCGGAAACACUGGAAAUAAUCCGGGCAAUCACGAGGAAGUGGACUGUGCCUUAGAACGGUUCCAAAAAUUUGCACCCCCAAAAUUCAUAGGUGGACCUAGCCCUGACUUAGCUGAGGGAUGGAUGGACCGCAUUAUGGAUAUAUUCGCUGCGCUCGGGUAUUCAGAGGAACGGCAGGUAUCUUUUGCUGUCUUCCAAUUUGAGGGACCAGCCCGAGUAUGGUGGAAUGUAAUAAAGGCUAAGUGGGAACGAGAACAGACCCCCUGGACUUGGGUCAAUUUCACCCGUGAGUUUAACGAGAAGUAUUUGCCACCGAUUGUUCAAGAAAGGCGGGAAGAGGACUUUAUCCGCCUGCGUCAAGGGCCGUUAAGUGUGGCAGAGUACGAAACACAAUUUACCAAACUCUCUCGUUUUGCUCCAGAGUUAGUACUAACAGACCAAAAGAGAAUUCGUCGAUUUGUCCAGGGUUUAAACGUGGAAAUACAAGAGGCAUUGGCGGCUGCCCAGUUGGAUACAUUCAGCCAGACCCUGGAAAAGGCACAACGAAUAGAGACGGCAAGGAAUCAGGUGAAAGCUUUCCGUUACAAGAAGAGAACACCAUCUGACACCUAUACCUCCACUGGUGGGCAAAGCUCGGGAAGUGAGCCACCUAGUAAGAGGAGUAAGGAAGCCGAUGGUACACGACCAGUGGGGACUCCGAAUCAAGGUAAAAUAAGGGAAGAUCAGGCAGGAAAAGGGCCCCAAAGUGGUGUCUCACAUGGGGAAUCGAUGUUCGGAACCAGAAGAGUAUGUGAUGUCUGUGGGGCCACUAACCAUACGGAAGAUACCUGUUGGAAGAAAAAGAAAAAUCGGCGAUGUUUCCGAUGUGGUAGCAAUGAAUACCUAGUUGCUCAGUGCCCUCAUACGUCGAGGGGAGGAAAUAAAUCAGGGAUGAAGGGAACCAUUUCUAGGCCGAUCAGGGACACCGAAGGUAUGAAUUUCGAGGACAAAAUUCUUCUAAGAGGGGGAGGUUGUGAGAUCCCGAUUCGUCCUUAA